GCCGCGUCACUUCCGCCGGGCCGGGCAGGACGAGAUGGCGGCGCUGGGCGAGCCGGUGCGGCUGGAGAGAGACAUCUGCAGAGCAAUUGAAUUGCUGGAAAAAUUACAGAGAAGUGGAGAAGUGCCACCACAAAAGCUACAGGCAUUGCAAAGGGUUCUGCAAAGUGAAUUCUGUAAUGCUGUAAGAGAGGUGUAUGAACAUGUCUAUGAAACUGUGGAUAUCAGCAGUAGCCCCGAAGUUAGAGCUAAUGCAACAGCAAAGGCCACAGUAGCUGCAUUUGCUGCUAGCGAAGGUCAUUCUCAUCCCAGAGUGGUUGAACUACCCAAAACAGAAGAAGGUCUUGGCUUCAACAUUAUGGGAGGCAAAGAACAAAAUUCUCCAAUUUAUAUCUCUCGGAUUAUCCCUGGAGGUAUAGCUGACAGACAUGGAGGCCUCAAACGUGGAGACCAGCUGCUUUCUGUGAAUGGAGUGAGUGUGGAAGGUGAGCACCACGAGAAAGCAGUAGAACUGCUGAAGGCAGCUCAAGGGAAGGUUAAACUAGUUGUGCGAUACACACCAAAAGUCCUGGAAGAAAUGGAGUCGAGGUUUGAAAAGAUGAGAUCAGCAAAACGAAGGCAGCAAAAUUAACACUGUAUGCAAUAACUUAAAGAGAAAAUAUAUAUUCCUUUUGCAUUUUGUAGUUUCUUUGUGACUCAGUUGAUCCAGUGCCUGUCAUAAGACCCUGUCCUUUCCAUAGAAUCAUGGAACAGUUGAGGUUGGAGGGACUAGAUCUAGUCUAUGCCCCAUUGUCCAGCUCAGAGGAGGGCCAGCUAGAGCAGGUUGCUCAGGUGUGUGACAAGCUGGGUUAUUAGGCAUCUCUUAAGGAUGGAAACUCCAGAACUUGUCUGGGCAGUCUGUUCCAGUGUUUUGCUCUCCCUUACACUAUGAAGAUCCAUGUUUAAGUAGAGCUUCUGUUAUUUCCACUUGUAUCCUCCCUCUUGUGCAUCACUAGAUAUACUGGGAAGAGUUGAGCUCUUCCUCUCUUCCUUCACUCCUUCCUCUCAGGCAUUGACACAGGCUGGUGAGAUUACCUGAGCCUUCUCUUCUCCAGGCAAGAGAGACAAUCCCAGUUCUCCCAAGUUCUCCUUGUCUGUAAGAUAGUCCAGUCACUCAGACACCUUUGUGGCCCUUAACUGGAUUCACUCUUGUGUGCCCAUUUCUGUGUUGGACUGGGGAGCCCAAAACUGGACCCAGCGCUUGAGUUGUGGCUCGGGAGGCCUGAGCAGAGUGAAGAGUCCCCUUCCUCAGCUUGCUGGCAGUGCUCCUUCCCUGCAAACCAGAGGACUGCUGAGUUUCUUUGCUGCAGGGGCCUGUGGUGGCUCAAGGCUUGAUGCUGUUCUCUGCAAGGCUGCUCUGUGGCUGCUCAGUCCUCAGUCUAUGCUGGUGGACAGGGUUAUUCCCCCUGUGUAGGACUUUGCACUUCUCUUUGCUGAACUUUGUGACUCUUGUUUGCCCAUUUCUCCAGCCUGCUGAGUCCCUUUGAAUGGUUUGCUGAGUGUGAUCUGUCCCAGUCCCUGGGUUGAAAUUAAAAACAUGCAGGAGUGUGGACCCCAGCAGGGGCCCUGGAUGCACUGGAGGUGACUGGCAUCUGGCAGGACACUUGGCCACUGAUCACAACAAUCCUCAACAGUUCAGCCAGUUUCAGAAUGUCUUCAGUCUCCUUGUGUUCCACACUUUUGGAGCAAUGUGUAGGUUUAGAAUGGCCUAAAAUGCCCUGGAAAAGCAUAUAUGGUGAUAUUUCUCUAGACUUUUAUAGUAAGUCUUGUGUCAGACUUUUAAAUAUGAAAAAUCUGUAAAUUCACUUUCUAAGGCAUUUAAUAAGACAAAGUUGAACAAUCAGCAUCCUUUUUUUCUUGCUUUCUUUUGACAUUACUUAGCAUAGAAUCUGCCAGGGGUUUUGCUAACUGAUUUUUUAAAAAAUAGAAGAUUCUUAUGUAGCAGUAUUUUGGCACUUUUCUUAAGAAUAUGUUGUUAUGUCAACUACAAAAUGUAAUCAUAAUCUACUGUGUAGCUGAUAAUGAUACCAGAUUUUGUAAUGUUUUUGGUAAGUACAUUGUUUUUACACUUCUGAAUUCACUACUCUGGAAGUUGUAUUACCUCUCCUGUAAAUAAUUUACAGUUAGUGUUCUUACAUAAUGGAUGUUGUAAUAGCCAACAUUUACAAAUUUGCAACAAUCAUUCCUGUAAUUUACAUUAUUUUGUACUAAUUCUAAAGCACUUAUGGGGGAAAACAUGAUUGCUGUAUGCAGUUCUGGAUUGACUCUCUAGAUGUAUUUUUAUAUUGAGAAACAGAAGAUAUAUAAAUGCAGUGCAAAAGAAUUCCAGAUGUUCCCCUUUGUGCUGUGGAAAAGAAUUAUUCAUCCUAAUUGUCAUACUACUCUUGUCUUCCUAGCAUUUGUUAUUGCAGUCUUAUUUCCAUAUUGAAUGUAUUGGUUCCGGAAUAGUUAGUACCUAAAUUACUGAUUGUUAUUGAGUCUUGUAUGCCAGGUUACUGUGACAUGUGAACUUGUCUGGGGUUUUAUUACUGACUGCUUCUGACUUGGGGGAUUCUUGUUUCUACUACAUCACGACUGCUAAAUAAGGACAUCUCCAUCUGUGAACAAUUACUGUCUUAGCUCAUGGAUUCUUGAUGGUGGCACGGGUUUUGUGUACAUUUUGAAAAAUUCUGGACAGAGAUCCGUUUUUGGAAUCUACCAGGUUUGAUGGUGUACUUGUGUAAUUUAGGGGUUUGGUUUGGGUUUUUUUAAGCUACACCUUUUCAAGAAUUAACUUCAUUGUCUACUGGGUAUCAGUUCACUUGUAUGGCAGCUAGGAGUACAUCCUAAUUGACUGUUAGUAAUUUGAUUUUUUAGAGGCUUAAACUGAAAAGUGCAGUUCUUGCUGUGUGGCUAAUCCCUAGUCUUACUUCACAAGAAGCAGUAUGUGAAAGAAAGGAAAAGGUUAGUAAUCUAAAAAUGGCAGUUUGAAGCUUGCACUUUGUCAGUUGAUCUAUUUGAAAAAAAAAAAUGUGGUUGCUAUGGGCAAGUGAGAAAUGUGAUUGCUUUCUUGCUUUCUGCAUGUUUGUAAGCAUGGUAAGCCUGCAAAGAGAAGUUUGGGAGAUACUGAUAAUUUGAAAAUGCAAUAUAAAUAUUUAUCAGUUAGAUGACAUCAAGCACUGAAUUGCAUGGUUGGUUUUAUGUCAUAGGCAUCUUUCUAAAAGCUUCAUGUUACUGAUACAACCAUGUUGUUGAAUUGUAUAUUUUUAUGGAACAACUAAUGUUUAAAGUAUUGAGACCAAAAUCACUAGUUAGACCAAUUGUGGAUGUGUUUUAAUUUAAUUGCUAAUUAGUAGAGAUAUGUUUUAGAGCCAUAUAUAAAUAUAUAUAUUACAGAAAGAUAUGGAUACAAGGUAGGAAUGUUCACUUUACAAACCGUAUUCCUUGUAUUACUGAACAAAGUGUUUUGUUACUCUAAUGAAAUAUUUACUUCACUGCAGCUAAAGCUGCUAAAUGCAGUAGCAUUUUCAUUCUGAAUUGUAGCAUUUGGCUCUGGUUUGUCAGCUACUGCAAAAUGUGGAGAGGUGUAGCUGGGCAUAUAAAUAGUACAUGUAGAAUUUGAUAAAAUGCUUUUAAAUUGCAAUAACAAAUAAAUCAAUAACAGCCAACUAAUUCAUAAUCAUCUUUGAUACUACAAGAACCCUUUAUUAAUAGGGAAAGGGUUAAUUAAAAUAUUCCAAGAAACCAGAUUUCUGUUACUACUGAGCAGUGCCUGUGUUGACCUGCAGUCCCUACACACUUCUCAUACAUGGGUAUACAAACAUAAUAAGAAGAGUUAUCAUUUCUGCAAGUAACUUCUGCAUCUGUUGCUGCUGUGAAGGAUCUUUGGGUUUUAGCAACAGAAAAAUAAAGAUUCAGUCUCACACA
This is a messenger RNA of Lonchura striata (white-rumped munia), 3942 nucleotides long. RefSeq names its product lin-7 cell polarity scaffold C (gene LIN7C). NCBI's taxonomy places the organism in Eukaryota, Metazoa, Chordata, Aves, Passeriformes, Estrildidae. The record is from RefSeq and is a predicted model, not a curated record. Gene Ontology annotation, molecular function: protein binding.